UUGGACCGAGGUGUAUGGCGCAGCGAGAGUGACGAGGAAUAUUUGCAAAUCUUGGAAUAUUAAAAACGUGGAUAUUUUUGGAAAUCAUGCAGAAAUCCUGAAAUGAGAGUGUGAGAUGAUAUCACUUCCGAAAGUGUGGAUAACUAUCACUGCCCCAUUGAUGAACACGAGCAGAACGGGUCUCAGGAAUCGCUGCUGCUGCAUUCAUAAACACUUCUUUAGGACUCACAACAACCCCUGAGCUUUGUUUGGGGUCACAAAACACCACAUAUUCCCGUUGUGCAUGUGUGUUGACAAUGGCUGAAAAGGGUAAUAUGAAUAUAGAGCAUCUCGGCGGAGUUGUCAGGCUCCGGGAGGAACACGAGAAGGUGGUGAAAGACUGUGAAAGUCGGAUUCAACACUGGAACAAGGUGUCAGGUGACUAUGAAGCCCUGAGUGACCGUCUUAAAACUCUUCCAGAUCAACUGUCCUAUGACAUCAUGGUGCCCUUUGGACCUCUGGCCUUCAUGCCUGGGAAGCUGGUGCACACCAAUGAGGUCACAGCGUUGCUCGGUGACAACUGGUUCGCUAAGUGCUCUGCCAAGCAAGCUCAGAAAAUUGUUGAUCACAGGAUGAAAUAUGUAAAGAGUGAACUUGACAAUCUAUCCAAGACUGUGAAAAACUUUGAAGCCAGAGUUGGGUUUGCAAAGGAUUUGGAAACAAUCUCAGCCAGUAAAGGGGACUAUGUUGACAUCAGAGAAGACGUCGGAAAUAAUGACACUGCUGUCAUCAAAGGCAGGCAAAGAAUAGCUCACAAACCAAAUUCUAAGCCAAAGCUGGAUGCCAUAUUUGAUCUAAAAGAGGAGGACGAGGAGAAUGACGGAGAGGGCAGAGAUGGAGGAGAUGGAGGGAGCAGAAAAGGCAUCCUGACUGAGGAGGAGCUUUGGGCUAGAUUGGAUGAACUGGAGAAAAUGGAGGAGCUACAAGAUGAGCAGUACAGAUUAUCUGAUAAUGCAGAUGUGAAUGGAGAGGACACAUCAUCCUCUUCCUCAGAGGAGGAGAAGGAGGGAGAUGCUGCUCCUCCUGUCAAUGGACUGAGUCUGAAGCCAAGCUGGAGCUCUGUGCCCCACAGCAAAGCUCCAGCAAACGUGGACCGCAAAGAGGAGGACGAUGACGAGGAAGAAGAAGGCAACUGCUUGCCUACCAUCUUCUUCUCUCACACAGUCGAACCCAAGAAGGUGAGGAUAAACACAGGAAAAAACACCACAUUGAAGUUCAGUGAAAGGAAAGAGCAGAAGGAACAUUCAAAGAGGAAAAAGAAAAACGGACACAACAAUGGACACUCCCAUCACGAACUUCACAAAAUCACAACACCAGCAGACAUUUACAGGUUGUUUGUGGACGUGAAGAACGGGGAACCCAUCCCCAGAAAGUCCAUCCUAAAGUCACGGAGCAGAGAGAACAGCGUGUGCAGCGACACGAGCGAGAGCAGCGCGGCAGACUUUGACGAGCGCCGGAUGAUCGGACGCAGCUUCAGUCACGACGAGGCAACGCACAGCGACACCAGUGACGGCAUUACAGAGGAGGACAGUCCUACGGCGGUGCCACUGCACCCCGCCAGCAGAUUUGAGGCCUUUUCAGGUACAGUGGUAGAAAAGGACCCGAUGCCUUCAACGGUUCCACACCUGACCAUCGCUCCACCGGCCCUGCCGACCAUACUGGAGAGGAAACAAGAGGAGGUGGCGCCCGACGCGGCACCGCCCCAGCAGGCCCCGAAAAGGGUGUCUAAGUUUAAAGCUGCCAGGUUGCAGCAGAAGUGACUGUUGAAGAGCAAAUAUCCACGUUUCACAAUAACUUUUUUUUAAAAAGAAAGCCUGUGUUUCUUUUCUACAGCUGAUGAACUGGACAAACCAUCCUCUCUUUUACUUUCUUUCACUCUUCUUUAAUCCACUUUCACUUUUAACCACACACGGUUUCUGUCAUUGAAUAAAACUGUUCAGUGUGGAAAAAGUAACAGUAGCAAUGUUACCAAAUCAGUCUUUCUGCUUUUUAACAAGCUCCGAACACUUAGGUAAUGCUGUCUCUUUUGCUUAUCUGCUUCUACAGUAUAAAUGGCACUUCAUAAUUGUCCAUGUUUCUGUUGGGCCUCUUCAAACUGAUUGCUGUCAUACAUUCCCCUGUCUGCUGCUCCUCUGUUGGUCCAUGCUGUUGCCAGUUUAGGUAUGACUUUAGGCUGCCAUAGCUGCCUUGUUUUGUUUCUUUUUCAAGUACUGAUCAUUAACCAGAAUCAGGUGCCCGCUAUAGCUCCUCCUUUUACCUUCUUUUGACCUGCCUAAUGAAUGUAUGUACUCCUUUGUCACAAGCUUUGUGUAACAGAAAAAAAAGAAUAUUGAUGGAAACUAAAAGGAAAAUAAACGA
This is a messenger RNA of Seriola dumerili (greater amberjack), 2397 nucleotides long. It is a transcript of the gene uri1, whose product is annotated as URI1, prefoldin like chaperone. Gene Ontology annotation, biological process: negative regulation of transcription by RNA polymerase II; negative regulation of phosphatase activity. Bases 297 to 1799 code for a protein of 500 amino acids. NCBI's taxonomy places the organism in Eukaryota, Metazoa, Chordata, Actinopteri, Carangiformes, Carangidae. The transcript has 11 exons. Gene Ontology annotation, molecular function: transcription corepressor activity; chromatin binding; phosphatase inhibitor activity. The record is from RefSeq and is a predicted model, not a curated record.